AUGAACGACUUCAUGCGCAAAGUGUACAUCGCGUACUUCGCGACGCACGUGCCGGCGACGAUUUUGAUCGACUCUCAAGCGAUCGUUCCCGAGAAAUACGUCCCGUCUUUCGCUCGACAGUUGCUGAAGUUCCACAUCAAACAAAACGAUGACUUCCUCAUGCUCGAACAACCGAUGUGGUUGAAAAGUUUUAUCGUUUGCGAAGUCUUGGUGCAACUGCCGAUGUUUUACGUCUUGUUGAGAAAGCUUUUACGUAAAGAGGAGACGAAUAUUCGAUGGAUGGGAGUUGGAUAUUCCAGUCACGUGAUGACAACCAUGGUUCCAAUAUUAACGGAAAUCUAUCGCAGAGGGAGUUUAACCUUGUUCUUGAUUUACUUUCCGUACUUUUUUGUGCCUUUACUGUUGUUCUAUUCGCUGGCGACGAGCCGAGAAGGGCACGUGUUCGAAAGAAAAAGACGAAGCGCAACAGCGAAGAGGAAAUGA
Molecule: messenger RNA, 483 nt
Organism: Bathycoccus prasinos
Lineage: Eukaryota; Viridiplantae; Chlorophyta; Mamiellophyceae; Mamiellales; Bathycoccaceae
Exons: 1
Coding region: 1-483 (160 amino acids)
Cellular component (GO): endoplasmic reticulum
Source: RefSeq, a predicted model, not a curated record